Molecule: messenger RNA, 16582 nt
Organism: Gallus gallus (chicken)
Lineage: Eukaryota; Metazoa; Chordata; Aves; Galliformes; Phasianidae
Gene: ELOVL5
Product: ELOVL fatty acid elongase 5
Exons: 8
Coding region: 13925-14812 (295 amino acids)
Biological process (GO): very long-chain fatty acid biosynthetic process; sphingolipid biosynthetic process; fatty acid elongation, polyunsaturated fatty acid
Cellular component (GO): endoplasmic reticulum; endoplasmic reticulum membrane
Molecular function (GO): fatty acid elongase activity
Source: RefSeq, a predicted model, not a curated record
GAGCCAUCGGAGGAGUCCUGGCUGGGGUUGGCAGGUGAAGGACAUGAGUGAGGCUGUGGGCUUGAGCACCGCACUUCCCCUGUCUGCAUCGACAGGUCUGCCUCGUGGGGAGUGCCUUUCCGCUGUUGGUUUAGAGGAGGCACACCCGUGCGGGGGACUCAUGUGCCACAGUGAUAAAACAUUAUGGAACAACAAUGUCCAAUCACUGGGAUCGUGUGUAGAUAUUUAAAUAGGUCCAUGAAAGAGGUAUUUUGGACAAAAGAAUUAUUUGUUUUUAAUGUAAAUUAAAAAUAGGCCCAUGGUUGUGAUGAGAGGCUGGGGGACAAUUUUCACAGAUCUGCUAACGUUAGGAAGUGGUAAUAUUAUCUGAAGCAUUCUGUGUUCUGCCCAGUCUGUACAAAACAUACACAAAAUAGAAUAAUAGAAUCAUAGAAAGGUUUGGGUUGGAAGAGACCUUUAAGAUCAUCUAGUUCCAACCGCCUGCUAUAGGCAGGGGCACCUCCCAUAGACCAGGUUGCUCACAGCCUGGCCUUGGAUGCUUCCAGGGAGGGGGCAUUCACAUCCUCUCUGGAAAUAGGUGCACCUCAGAGGGUAAAAAUCUGGUUUUGCUUUCUGGGCAACUUGUUAUAUGUUACCGUUCAUGUGCACAGAGUUCUACUGUGCUGGCUAAAGAGCUUCUCUUUUCCGUAGAGUUGGAAGAGUUCUACUAGAGUGGCUAAUGAAACAAAACUUAAUUCCUUCCCAUCUUGCACUCCUGGCAAAAGAUGAGUGCUUAUAAAAUACACUGUAAGAUAGGCUUUCAAUUUGUUGUAAGCAGAAAGGAAAAAGCUUCAUUUUUCCAUAUACAAAUCACUUUCUAAUUAUCUAGCAACGUGUUCUUCCUAUGUAAUGAAUUUAAUUAUAAGAUCUGAGUAUUGAGUUGAACUGCUUGGAAUUAUCAGAAAAUCAAAGUCACUGGCAUUUCUUCUCAGGCUCCUGUACUCGAGGUUUGUCUCGAGCCACUACUGAGGACUUAAUUAUUGUUUCUUACAGUAUAAUAUGCUUUAAUACUGAGCAUUAAGAUGUACGGAUGAGUAUCUCCUCUGUCUUCCACAGUCCUCAGCUUCAGACUGACUAAUGUGUUUUUGAUCAGAUUCACCCGAUGCCCCGUGGUUUUAGCUUUUUAUUUAUCAUUUUCUAUUUCUCUCCACUGUUUCUGUUGGAAUGUUCUUGCAGACUGAGCAAAGGUUGCCCCUUUGUGAAGAAGCCCAUCCUUGGUCCCUGUCUGUGCAGUCUCUUGGUGGUCGGCUCCCCCCUCCUCCACCUCCCGUCCUGCUCUCACAGCUGGUUUGGAUUGCGUCCAUCCUUGCUUCUGCAUUUUGCAGGACAGACACUGAUGCAUCUUAAAAUCAGUCUUCUUUUGUAUUGUGAACAUCUCAGCCCUCUUUUAUUGCUGCUUUUUACAGUGCAGUAAUCUGUCAGUUCAUGCUGUAGUGUUUAUAUUUAUGAUAUCUCCGUAAGGUAGCUCUGUAUGACUUUAGCAUGUCCUGUAUGACCUUCUGUGACUUUACCUACCACAUUUUUCCUUGUGCUUUCCACCAGUUCCAGUAUGUAAGAUGCAGUGCGUACAACGCAUUUUAUUUUGGCCAUGCUUGAAUAGUAUUUUAUAAUCCUGCCUUAAAAACAGAGGCAUCUUUCUCCUUGUCCGUAUUCUUUCUUUACCUUCCUUUUUUUUUUGCUGCAGCCUUCGUUUCUUGCCAAGUGGUGAGAAACAGGUAGUGGAAUGGACAUGGCCAAAAGCUCCUCGCUGCGUUGUUUCAGGGGGCUAUCCUGAAACUGCUUUCUUGCUCCUGAGCGGGGCAGAGGCAGAGGUGCCCCUUGCAUUUCUGUGCUGUCUUACUGGAGCAGGCGAGCUGUGAGGCAGAAGGUGCCUGUCUGCUACUGCCUGAUAGGGAAAGGGAUGGCUGUAGGGUGGAGGGAGGAAGCUCAUCACCUUGAUGAGUAUCAGUGCUUUGUCCCUGUCUUUGGAACAUUUACACCAUGCUGAAUUACAGUACUGACCCUGCCUUUGCCCUAAAGCUUUUGAAAGCAUGAAAAACCUGCACCUUGGCUAGUGUUGCAGAUGGGAUUAUACACUCCAUUCGCAAGAGAGAAGCAGCAUUGUGUUUUGUUGCUAUAAGGUAGUGCUUUAACAAAACUUACACGACCUAACAAGGUUCGUGAUGGCGAGGUCGCCUGCUUGUGUGCUAACUGGAGGACAGGGUCAGACAAGGCUGCUGGGGGGGGGCCCCGCUGCUGUGUCAUGGGGUUGGAAGGGACCCCUUGGCCAACCAUUUAUAUCUAAGGGAUUAUAUGCACUGUCAGUCCUUUAUAUCACUCAAUACCAUAGCAAGCUAGCCAGCUAUUAGCAUAUAGGAAGUCUCUCCAUUUUUCGAGGAGCUCAGUGUUAGUCACUUACUGGUAUCUGUCACAGAUAAGGAGUCUCCACCUUGAGGAGUGACCUCAUGAGGUGUUCCUGUGCUGGGGACAGAUGCCAGCACACAGCUCACUGCCACACAAGCAGAGCUCCUCGGGGAUUUGAUGGGGAUUACAGGGGGUCACCGUGCUCCAUGUGGUCUGUGCCCGUAGCCCAAGAAGCUGAUGGACCUGUGAUAGAAUUUGUCAGACCAGGUCCCAGAUUUAAGGAAGCUCCCUGACCCCAAUAGCUGUUUGCUUUGUUCCCACUCAAUGUUGUUCAGUCCCUACCACUUAAGCAUACUUGCCACAAGUGGUCGGUUUCAGUUUCACCUGGUUUUCUGCUAUAUGUCUCUUGCAAAUAUAUUAAUUGCAAUGGAUCCUGAGGCAUGGUUUUUGUGUUAUGUUGCAGAGUAAUACCCCAAGGUCCCUCUUUUCUUUUCGUUUGAACAGUAGGUCUGGCUUCAUAUUCAGGAGCAUUUAUGGGAAACAAAGGAUCAUUUUCCUCUGGCUCGCUGUCAUCGGGAUCACCCCGGAUAUCCCCAUCCCAAUCUUCAGGGGAUACUCUUAGUGUCCUGUAAGCUGUGCAGUGUUGGAUGGGAGGAAGCCUACAUAAGCAUCAUCUCAACCUUUUCUUCCAAAUUUUUCCUUCUCUCCUUUUCCUCCUGUAAUCGUUUCUGCAGUUGUUCAGCUUUUAAAGACUCCAUAGCCUUAACAACUCCAUAGCCUUCCUGUCCUCUAUUUCUUCUCUAGGUCCUGUUUCUUUUUGCUUCUGUUCCCCUCUUCUCCAUAUGCAGCUUCUAACCAGGAACGUAGCAUCUUGCAGAGAACUCCUUUCCUUUUCCAUCUGUAGUGCAGCCCCUAGCUGCCUUUAGGAGCUCUUCAGUGACUUUCCAGUUAUGCCAGUUGUCAUGAGCCCACAGUGCUGAGGAGCUGGGGCUUGAGCUCACUCCGUGCCUCCUUAUAAGCAGAGAUACCACCUGCCAUCUUGCUAACUGCACCAUCUUGUUGUGGGGCGGAUCAUACACCUUACUCGUACAAGAGCAACAGCAAUGUGUUUCAUUGCUAUAAGGUAGUGAACUAAAAAAGCUCAUGCAACUUAGUAAGGUUUUUGUUGGCCAGGUCACCGGGUUGGAUACGGGAUAGAGAAUGGGCUCAACCCUAUAGCUGGGUUUUUAGUGCAGGUGGUUUCUUCAUUAGAUGAGAUUUUAAUGGCAAGAGGAUUUCCCUUGCACCAGGAAUAUGCGGUGUCUUGUCGAAAGAACGGAGCAGCAACAUUUUGGAGGAAACAAAAUCAUUGUGCUGGUAUUCCCUGUGGGGUUUCUGCAGGUGCCUGGGUUUUUUAUAUUGUGAACUUGUGGAAGAUGGUCUGGCAGCUGCCAGAUGUGUGGACAGUGCUUUUUAUUUCUCGAGUAGUCUUCUUGAAGUCCAUAGAAGGAGCCAGUGGUGUGAUCACACUGAGCCUUACCACUGUUAUCUUCUCAGCUGGUUGGUCUUCCUCGCCCAAAAGCAAACAAGAAGGAGCUGCAGUGCUUGCAUCCCAAUGCAUUAGUAUUUAGAAAAUCAGGUUAUCUAUACACAGAAAUGCAUUCUUUUCUAGUUUAUCCCGGAGUCAGGCCUACGUUCCAGCAGCCCUUGUUGGGCUGACCUGGUGCCCCACACCACAUGCACCUCACUGACUUAGCACCGCACUCUGGGGGCACAGCCGGUGCAGAGUCUCACACAGGUACAGCCCCAAAGCCCUUUGGGAUCUCCCAGGCUUUUCAGCUCUCAGCUUCUGCAGCAGAAAUGCCACCAGCUGGCUGCCUGUUGGCUUUUUUUGGCAAAUCUGUGAAUGGAAUGCUGCCAGGUACCCGCGUUAAACAGGAAGGGAAAGGAGUGGGAGAGAUGGGAACGAGGCAUCUGUGAGAAAUCUCCUGUGUCCCCUUCCUCUGCUGCUGUACUGUGUCAUCUUCGCUUCUGGCACGGCUUGUCAGUCCUAGGCAGGAAAAAAUCCAUCUUGUUUUCCAUAGAAGUGUUUUAUUUCCUUUAUCUCGUGGAAAAGAUAGUGAGUUCUGAAUGCUUAAAGGGCAGUUGCUUUUCUGAACUAUGAACUCUGCAUUUACACCAUUUUGAAGGCGAGAGAGAUAGAAACAAGCCUGUGUUUUGUGAGAGUCAAUCAUUUCAUCAAGGAAAGAAAAGAUUCUUGAAUGCAUCGACCACACCAGGAAGGCCUUUACAGAUAACCCAGGGUUUGAUAGCUGCAGGGUUUUGUUCUGAGCAGCGUAAUGUUGUGGCCUAACAGUUGCAUCUCAACAAAGCUUUUUCCUCUAUUCUCCCUGUUACUUUGCACACCAUUCUGAGAGCUGCUUUAGCACCUUCUUCCACUCAAAGCUGUUCAUACCUGCCGGGCUUUUUGAUAGCACAACUGCAUGCAGUUGGAUGUUGUGUUGAAGGACGUGGUUUAGUGAGAACCAUUGGUGAUGGGUGAAUGGUUGGACUGGAUGAUCCUGUGGGUCUUUUCCAACCUUUGUGAUUCUGUGGUUCUAUGAUUCAGUGGACAGUGCUGCCAGUGCAGCUGCAGCCAUGCAGCAUUAGCUCACUUCACUUCUCCACUAUGCUUACUGGAAAUAAGAGCAAGCACACAAAUAAAUAACAUGCAGUGACUUGCCUAAAGUUGUCUUGUGGAGAUUAAUUUUUGUCUGUUUUCCCAAGCACGAAUGGUCCUCCAAAACAUAUCAUUUACCCAUCUGAACACGGACUGUAGUUACAUGGCUUAACGGGGCUUUUUGAUUUUGGUUUUGUGUGCUCUGUUGUCCUUGUACUCAUCAGUAUUGCACGGUGUAGCUUUAUUUUUGUGUCUGUCACCCUCUUGUUCAUGAUCUUCCUCUAAUUUCUUGGCUUUUUGGUGAUCACUGCAUCUAGUCGCCCCCUGGACCCUCGGUAAUCUCUUCAUCUCCAAUCCUGCUAGCUGUGCUCUGAGCUCUUUGCUUAGUGCAGUGUUUCGUGUCUGCAGUAAAGUCUCACAUACUGCUAUAGGGCAGGCUUCAAGCUUUUACAUAUCAAGCUAAUAAGUGCAAAGAAAAUAAUUCAGAAUUACAGAGUCCUGUGCUUUGUUUCACUCUUGAGAUGUCCGCUGGCUGACCAAGUCGGUGUGGCUGCUGUGGGGUGCUGAGGGAGAUGAUGGCUCACGUGGCGGAGCAGCUUCACUUAAAACUCUUUGCAUUGCUACUCACUGUGUUUUUAGUGUUUGUUUCUUUGUUUCUUAAUAUGCAGUUAUGAAAUGUGACUCGUUUUAUGUUUGUUUGUGUAUAAAGAAAGAAUAAGCUGGAGCUCAGUGUUGAAGCUGCACAGUGCCCCUGAACUCUACUUUCAGUACUGGGUGCUGGUGGUGGUCACUCAAGACCAGUCUUCUCUGUACUUUGGACAUUGUUGGCUGUGGUCUCAGCAACCCUGUUACUAGAAAAUAACUUCACUGUGUAUUGCUGAUACAGCUCAGUGUUUGUGCAUGUCAGGGUUUCAGCCUUAUGACCAAGAUAGCUCAUGAAAAUAGGCUUCAGGGACCAGACCUUUAUUUUCUCCUGCGGAUUUAAGAAGUUGACUCAAGGAUGAGUACAGUCCGAGAUGAGAGGAGCUGCUUUAUUAAUGGAGAAGAUUAUUAAUGGCCUCAAGCUGUGCCAGGGAAGGUUCAGGCUGGACGUUAGGAAAUACUGCUUCUCUGAAAGGGUGGUCAGGCACUGGAAUGGGCUGCCCAGAGAGGUGGUGGAGUCACCGACCCUGGAGGUGUUCAAGGAACGUUUGGAUGUUGUGCUGAGGGACAUGGUUUGGCGGGAACCAUUGGUGGUGGGUGAAUGGUUGGACUGGGUGAUCCUGUGGGUCUUUUCCAACCUUGGUGAUUCUAUGAUUCUAUAAGAGUUUUGCAGUCCUUGUUACAGGUGGCACUCGAAUGAUGGGAUAUAAAAGCUGUGGCCCUUGGCACUUAGCUCCUGGCUCCUCCUUGCUGUCACAUCUCCUUAGCUUCCCACGCUGCUUGUUGCUGGCUUGCAACAAACAAAACUCAGCUAGCAGUAUUUUCUCAACUGCAAAGCCAGAUAAGCUGUUGGGGAAAAAUAAAAAGAGAGCUUCACAUUAAAAAAGCAGCUGUUUACCAAAUACUUGUAUGCUGUGUGGGGAGGAGGGGUUUGGAGCAAAGCUGUAUAGAAAAUGCUGCGCUUCAGCAGUACGUCCAAAAUAGUCAGCCUGUAACUAUUGUGCCUCGCAUCCAUGUAUAUAUUCUCCAUUUCCAUCCAGCCUGGUUUGAUACACAUCUAUCCACUCUCCUGCUUUAUUUCCCAUUUUUAAAGAAUCAGUUCCUUAAUAGCCAAGAGGUGGUUGGUUGUCCUGUGUCCUCGCACGUUUUGAAGCUGUGUGCUGUUCCAAGCAGAGCAAUUGAAUAACCCUGCGUGCUUUGCCUUUUCUUCUUCCUCGUCUUAUUUCUGUAAAUACUUUUGCAACGCGCACGCUAUGACUCCAGCACCACGUUACAAGCUGGCAGCUGCCAUGAGCGGUUCUGUGGUUACUGGAUAACACGAGCAGUGGCCGGGCAAAGGAUACUGCAUUGAACGCUCGAUUCCUGGAAAAUGCAUACUGUUGCAAAAAGCAUUUUACCGUAGCACCAAAGGAUACUGGAUUCUCUGCUGCUAAUUGGCACUUUGCAGCAUGGAGAAACUAUUAUUUCUAGCUGGAUGCAUCCUUCUGGGCUUAAGAGGGGACGGUACACCCCUAUUUCACCUGUUCUCAGCAAUUCCAUGGGAAUGUUUGUUUGGUUGCUUCCAGCUUGUUCUUCCCUCUUGGCUGUCAUCCUCAAUGCCCUCCCUAAGGCUAAAGUUAUCCUGUGGCGUAGCACCAACCAUUGACUGCAAGGGGUUGAAAUGCAUAUGAAUGUUCUAAUCCUGGGACAUUCAGAUCCUAAUUCAAGCUAAAUUGAGCUAGUUGUGAUGUGCUGAGAAUGUGAUUUAAAUCAGGGAUCUAAGAUUUGUCUUACCUCAUCUAUUUGAUGAUGAUUAGAUUUAAUGAGGUGUGGGGCAUGAAGGACAAUUAACUAUUCCAUUUUGCUGUACUCUUCUUAUAUUUGUUUCUAUCCUGUUAAACACUUUGAUUACCACAGUUGUACUUCAUUGUAAAGGCAGUCACUGCCGAAGGAUUUGGCGAGGCGUGGCAGGAAUGGCAGGAAAAAGUAAUAGCGUGAAGUCAUCCCCCUAAUUAUCUGGGCAAAGCUCUCCCUUACCCCUUCAUUUUCACAUUUUUUGAAGUAUCAUUGAGGUUAAACUGCUUGAGUCUGGCUUCUCCUUUUUGUCCUUUGGGUUUUUUUUUUUUACACUUCCCUGAGUUACGUGCAAAUAAUUUCUUUCUAAGCUUCCUUACAUUUGUGCUGAUGGAGAGCAUGAAAGCUCAGUACGGUGAGUCCUGGCGAGUCAGCAGCAGACGGGAUGAUUUACCACCAACGCAAGUUGGGCCGAAAAUCUGCAAUGCUUUGCUGGAGAUACAGUUGCAAACUGAAGUUUAAAAAUAGUUUAUUGCAUUAAAUAAUAAUAAAAAAAAAAAGAGCAAAAUCUGCAGCACUCACACUUCCUAUGGCUUCCCGUAAAACAAGCGUACCUGUGAUUUCAUAUCAAGUGGACUAUGCGUUGUUCUAUACUUCAUGUCAGUGCUAACAGAAAGCAUGCUUAAGGUCUACAAGGGUGUUCAGAAAGGGAGAGAAAGGGAAUCUGGUGGCAAGUUGGAAGACAAAGAAAAUGUAUGCGAGUGAAGGAUUUGGAAAUGCGAAGAAGAAACUGGACUGCUUUGGCAAAUGGGCAGUAAAAUGUUGCCAGUUUUGGUUAUUGAUGCUGUCUUCCCGUUAUCAAGCAGAUGAGCUCUUGCAAACAGCAGUGUGAUGGUUGUAUUUGGAUGAGGGACCAUUGCUAUUUUUGGAGGAGAGAAAAGAGGAGCUACCUCCGCAGUGGUGAGGACUGGGGAACAUCAACUAGAAAACAUCACUCAAGAUUUUCAAAAUCAAGUGCCUAAAAUUAGGCUUUGAAGUCCUAAUUUAAGAACUGAGAGAGUGGCUGAUUUCCAAGAAUGCAGAGCAGCCAGGCCUGACUGUGUGUUGCGCUCAGAAGUCAGAACAAUUAUUUAGAUGUCUAUUUUAGGAUUUUUUUUGAGCUCGACUUGAGGCACUUAGAUUUGAUAAAUGGGAUCUGUUAUUUCAGGGAGUUCUGGAGAAGAAGGAUAAAAGCUGAAGCCUCCUGCUUAAGGAGAACGGGCUCCUACUGUAUUGAGCAUUCAGCCCAAAUUGUUUUGUUGCUGUUGUUCGGUUUGUUGACAAAAGGGCACAAGCCUUCAGGUUUUACUGACUGGUUGUUGGAACUGGAAACUGAAAUUUGGACCUGGAAAACAAAGGAAAAAAAAAAUCAACAAGAAAAUGUGACCAAGAAUUCUUAAAUCAACUUUUGGCAUAAAACCUCCAAAAUGUGUUUUCUGUUGAAAGCGUAGGAGAAGAAUUUCCCUUGAAUGGAAUGAGCUAGUAAAACACUUCAGUAUUUAGCAGCUCUUUAGUCAUGAUGUUCAUUAGAAGGGCAAGUUCCCACUGCUGCAUGAGAAACACUGACACAUUAAUAAAACAUCCUGAGAAAAAAACACAUCUGAGUGUAGCCUUUGGCCUGUGCUUUCAGCUGCCAAGGAUCACUUGUGCCCAAGCUGAGCAUCGCAAUAGCAUUCCAGUUUUUCCACCUGCACUGUAUUGAGUAUGUGUGUGAAGUGCUAUAAAUAGACAAAGCACACAACCCAUUCUGUAGAUGUCUAAAACCCCUAUUUAGAUAAGUCCAGAGGACUUGUGAAGAAACUAAUAUUCUUAUGAUAGGCUUUGAUCUGGUUGGAGCAACGUGAAACUAUAGCCUUUGUUAUGUUUGUGUUGCGGACUUGGAAGGCCAGUAAUUCAAAGGGCCUGGGAACGGUUGUAUGAAAAUCAGAGUUCCCUGGAAUUGCCUAAUAGCUUUAAAAGUACGAGAAGGGUCAAGAACGUCAUCUCUCGAUUUGUUUGUUACUUCUUUGAUACAGUGCUCGCUACUACAAGAAGGUGAAGGCUUAGUUAAAGUCAUCUCUACUCUGUGCUUCCUGUUAAUAUCUUCUGUCCUCCUAGGAUAGAGGCUUCGUGCUCUUCUCUACUCUGGUUACAAUCCUCCCCAUAGAAUCUCUACUUCAGUGUGCUCAUCCUGGGCCUGUUAGUGCCUCAUGCAGCUUGCCUCGGCCAGGGCAGGUGAUGCUGUGCAAGUAGCUGCAGCAGCCAAGGCCACAGCCCCUUGCCUGCCAGCUUUAAACUUCAUCUCCUUUUCAGAAAUCAAUGGUUGUCUGCAUUUUCUAUUGCUUUACAAAGUGUUCUUGUAACAUACAAUCUGUAGUGGGUACUUUAUAGCCCAGCAAUACCCUAUCUCUGCUUAUAGCAUGCAAGCCAUAGAAGAGGUUGAAUAUAAGCCAAGGAAACAGACAUUGGGUACUUUGAAAUGACAACCGGGAAUGAUGACACAUCUCUUCCUGGUAUGAACAAAUCAGCAGUGUUCAUGUUUCUUUUUUUCUUUCUUUCUUCUGGGAGUGGAAAGAUGUUUAUGUUUUCACUGGGACUGAGUUUCUUCCAUCAUCUGAUGAGACCUUCGUCCUUCCGUCUCUCCCAGCUUGUUAGCAGUUCUGGUUUCUGCUGGACUUUUGUGGCAUAACACAAAGUGGUAUCUCAUGGCCUUCAUGUGUGCCAAUGGCUUCUAUCCAAUGCUGGUAGUAGCCUCACAGUGCCCUGAAAUAAGACUUUUAAUAUAUUGGUCACCUGGGAGUGGGUAGAUGCCUGAGUUCUUCAGAGUUCUGAUCAGACAUCUGGCAAUUUCAUAUAUGGCAUUAGCUUGUCUUAAUACUUGUAAAGAAUUUCACAGUAACAGUAGCAGAAAUGGAUCUGGGUACAUCACAGACUUCUUUUUUGCUAGAAGCCUUAAUGGCUUUUUUAAUGGAUUUCCAAACUCUGCUCACUUACCAUUCUAAAAAUGAUAGGGAAAGAGUAAGAAAGAGCUGUUUUCAUUCUGCUGAACGUAAUUGAUAAAGUCAAGUAAUGAGGAUGGAUCCUUUCUUCAUUUAUGAAGAUCAUUCUUGACCUUGAUGAGGCUUAUUUGGGAGCACUACCGUGACUUUUCUGUGUACUAGGAGAGCAAUUAAAAUACAAUGCAUUUUUCAGAGUGUAGUGGAGGUCUGGUUUCUGUCCUUUAGUGGGAAUACCCAUAAAUUCCGAGGAAUCCUCUGUGUGCCUAUAUGGAAGAUUCUCCAGCAUCUGUAAAAAUCAGUUUUUUUGUUUUAUUUUGCUUACAACACCGGAUCCUUGUUUUCCUAGAUUAAAUAUUUGGACCUUAAGGAGUAAAGCCUAUUGUAGGUCCUGAACCUGAGCACUCCUAGAUUCUGAUCCAGCCUGCCCUGGUGUUCUGGGGUCCUACUGCACCAAUAAAAUAUGGUAGCAGAGAGGAUGGUUCAUUUCCUGUCCGCUGUAGGAAGGCAAGUUAGAGAAAAUGAUGUAUAUGAAAAUACCUGUUUUAGAAAGCAGAGGGUGACAUAAUUGGGUAAUUGUCUUUCUCACUUCAGGUACCAGUGGUGCCUUGCUGUGGUAUAUGACUCCUCGGUAAAGGAGCACUGUAGUUAUCUAUUCAUGUAUACGGUGAGCUGCAGGAUUUAUUUGCAGUAUUAGGAAACCUGCUGUCACAGUGUUUCAAAUAGCAACUGGUUUAAUUUUUUCUGGAAGUUGAUAUUCCUCUGAAUUGGGAAACUAUUCUAAUUAAAAAAGAACCCUUGUAGUUGCUGCAGUUGAAGCAGUGUUUAAUGUUGUGCAGUUGUUGGCAGCAGACUUGAUGCAUUUUCACAUGACCCCCCUCUGGAACAAAAGCAGAUUGUUUCACUCUGUUUUUGUAUUAUACAAAUGAGUUCCUUUUGAAACAAUUUCUUUUUUUUUUCCUGCAAAUUCUGGAAAUUGACACCAGGUGUAGUUCUUCCUCCACUGUGCCUCUUACGGUAUGCUGUAUAAUAACCGUGGAACAAAAGCUACCUGGGGCAGCAGCCCUCCUAGGUGAGACCUCUGCAAAAAGCCUCCUUUUGGGAGUGAGUUCUUACAGUUUUAUGUAAGGAUUAAACAUGGAGUUUCCUUUCUUUCCUUCUUUGCUAUAUAUAGCUUGGUGUGAUUUGUUUCUACUUUCUGAGUUGUUUUCAUAUCUGAAUUUUCUUUCAAUGUCCAGCAAAAAAAUAAUAAAUAGUAAGUCAGUUAUGAAUUGAGCUCAGUUUGUGUAACAAAUCCUUGGUUUUGAAUCAAACUCUACCAUCUCAGGUAUUCCCCUUCAUAGCGUGAAGCUGAAGUUAGAAGCAAGUUAUGGUUUAUCAGAUGAAUGUGUAACUAAAUGGUUAUUGGAUCAAAGGAGCAACUGAUAAACUAAGUGAGGGUUUCAGACAACAAAAUAAAUAAUCAGCUGCAGAGUGAGCACUUUUCCUCUGGGGAUAUUUAAUAGCUAACUGGUUAAAGAAUGAAGCUUGCUCUGGAUCAUUUUCUUACUUUUCCUUGGAAAUCGGGUACUUAUUUCUAAAACUCUUCCUGAUGUUCAUGCUUCUGAUAGCGUAGCCUUCUCAGUUAGAUGUCAGUGCUCCUAGGAUACCAGCGUGCCACUAAGCACACAUAAAUUGUGUCGUAAUUGGUGCUGCAAAGCAAUUUAAAAGUGUAUGUUCUUGUGAAGUGGAUACUUAUUUGGACCAGACUUCUUCAAAAUUCUGAAUGGGGAAAUAAAACUGCCAUGAAUCUAGACUACAAAAGACUUUUGACUUUCCUCGUUAUUUUAAUUGAGUUCUUGUUUUUUGGGCUUUGGUUUUUUCUUACAGUGACCAGAUUUCAGGGAAGUUUCUGUGUCUUUGUGUAGUUCAAAACAUUAGAAAUGGCUUUGUGUGCACAGAUUAAUAAAGUCCUCUCCUCUGUGUCCCUGAAAAUGCAGUGGGUAAAGAUGGGCUUGGGGCACAGCCAGAAAUCCUCUACGAGCGCUGGAGCCUCAAAGUUACAAUGUGGUGGAAAGGAUGUGGGAUUAUACAGAACAACAAGUGAUGUAAAUACAUUCUUGUCCAUUUAAUUCUCCUGGUGUCGUGGGAAGUAGAAGCUGAAAUGAAAUUGAGGCCCUGCCAGUCCUGCAAACAGCCAAGGAGGUGGAGUGGGCCCCAGCCCUGCUUGGGGGUGUGCAUGAGGCCCUGCACACCGCAUCUCCUUGGUAUCCUGUUCUCUGUUCUGCUGCCCUCAGGAGAAAUUGAGGCGUCAGUGCCAGCUGACCUAUUUAUUUAACUUGUGUCAAUCAGAAAUAUCUUAAAGGCGGUGUUCUAACAGGUAAAAGUAAGAUGUUUCCUUAGCUAGGGAAAAACAAAAACCCAAAAACAAACAAGAUGAACUUCUUUGUUGUUAGCAAUAUACGAACUUGAAAACUUGCAUAGUGGUUUCAUUUUUCACUGUGUGUUGACUUCUUAUGGGUCGCUGGUAUUAUUUCCGUGUAACUAAAAAUUGCUGUUAAUGUGAGUACUUAAGGGGAGAGAAACAUCAAGAGGUGAAAAUUAUCCUGCUGAAAAAGGGCAAAAUUAUUUUAAUGAAAGCUCUGUACAGGUAUUAUAAUUUGAAGAAAUUGGAAGGAAUUUCGCGUAGAAAGGAGAAAAUGGUGUGUGUAUAUAUUUAAGGCAAAAAGAAAGCUUCUUCUUAUAAGAAUUACAUGAGUGUCUCAGGGGGGGCUACACAGAUGAAGGAGGGUCUGGAGGACGAGAGGUGUGAGGAGCACUGAGGUCCCUCGGUGCGCUCAGCCCAGAGCAGAGGAGCUGAGGGGAGGCCUCAUGGCGGCUGCAGUUCCUCACAGGGAGAGGAGGGGCAGCGCUGAGCUCUGCUCUCUGUGACAGCAACAGGGCCCGAGGGAACGGCGUGGAGCUGUCAGGGGAGGGGCAGCCGGGGUUAGGGACAGGGUCUGCACCAGAGGGCAGUGGGCAUGGAACAGGUUGCCUGCCCAGGGCAGUGUGCGCGGCCCUGAGCGGAUGGAGCUCAAGGAGCAUUUGGACAGCACUCUCAGACAGAGUUUGAAUUUUGAGUGUUUCUGUGUGGAGCCGGGAGCUGGACUCCAGAUCCUUAUGGGUCCCUCCUCUGUCUGAGGGGUGUUAACUUCGUAAUAGUUUGCCACUAAGGAAGUUGUGGAAAUGAAGAUCUUCACGCUGUGAAUUGCCGUAUUUUCCUUCCUUGCCUGUGCAACACUCUGUUAUUCCAUAGCUGCUCAUCUGUUAGUUUUGUGGGCUAUUAAUCACAGCUGUAAUCAGUCACCUAUUCACAAAGUGAUAGCCAGUUUUCACAUUUUUUCUUCCCUUCCUCCUCCCCGGUGAAUGUUGCCAACUAUUUGGAGUUCUUUGUUAAAAUAGCUUCAUAGUAUUUAUUUGGGAAUUUCAAUGUUGCCGUUUUUUUCAAGAUUGUAGAAUGGAACGUCUGGAUAAAACAAUCAAUAGCUACCUGGAUGUUUGGCUUGGACCCAGAGAUCCCAGAGUAAAAGGAUGGCUUCUUCUGGAAAAUUACACACCUACCUUUAUCUUCUCAGUCUUGUACUUACUAAUCGUAUGGCUAGGACCAAAGUACAUGCGGAACAAACAACCAUUCUCAUGCAGGGGCAUUCUAGUGGUCUACAACCUUGGACUCACACUGCUUUCUCUGUAUAUGUUUUAUGAGUUGGUGACAGGAGUAUGGGAAGGAGGAUACAAUUUCUACUGUCAGGAUACACACAGUGGAGGUGAAGCUGAUAUGAAGAUCAUACGUGUCCUCUGGUGGUAUUAUUUCUCCAAACUCAUUGAGUUCAUGGAUACCUUCUUUUUCAUUUUGCGGAAAAAUAAUCAUCAGAUCACUGUCCUGCAUGUCUAUCACCAUGCAACGAUGCUGAAUAUUUGGUGGUUUGUUAUGAAUUGGGUGCCUUGUGGUCACUCUUAUUUUGGUGCCACACUGAACAGCUUUAUCCAUGUCCUCAUGUACUCCUACUAUGGAUUGUCGGCUGUUCCAGCGAUGCGUCCUUAUCUGUGGUGGAAGAAGUACAUCACUCAGGGGCAGCUGAUUCAGUUUGUCCUGACAAUCUUCCAGACCAGCUGUGGUGUUGUUUGGCCGUGUGCGUUUCCUCAGGGGUGGCUGUAUUUCCAGAUUUUUUAUAUGAUUUCUUUGAUUAUCCUCUUCACAAAUUUCUACAUUCAGACUUACAACAAGAAGGCGUCCUCGAGGAGGAAAGAGUAUCAGAAUGGCUCUACAGCCACUGUGAACGGGUACACAAACAGCUUUUCUUCCCUUGAGAACAAUGUGAAACAAAGAAAACAAAGGAAGGAUUGAAGACCAAACUGAAAAACCAUUUUGAUAACCCCAACAACAAAAUCAUCUGAUUGUAAAAGCACAAUAAGAGUUGUGCACUAAUACUCUAAUGGCUACUGUAACUAUUCCUGCCUAGAAUAGUGUGACUUAUGUAGGACUUAACCAGUGCAAACACCCUAGAAACUGUAUACAGAACAUAAAAGUAGGUUGAAGUUUAAAAGUAAUUCUGGGCUGUCACUGACCCCGCUAUAGACUGUGGAAGGGAGUAUUAUUGUAGUAUACGACACUGCUGUUGCCUUACUAGUCAAUACGAUAGGUGCUGAAUUAUGAUUCACAAUUUGAAAACACUGUAAUCUAAACUCCAUUUUUUUACUGUAGAUCAUGCAUGUGAUUGUAGAGGUGAUUUGUAUGAUGCUGGUUUCAGUAGUUAAACACACAUGCCUUAAAUUAAAAAGCAGGGCCCAAAGCUUACGACUGGUUUAAAAAUUAGGGUAUGUUUCAACUUUUCAGUUGGCUGACUUUUUAUUAAAAAGUCAUGUAGAAGAAUCCAUUAUCAUUUUACUGGUCUGUAUGCGAUACGCAGCGUUCGGUAUCUCUUACGUGAUGCAGUGAAAUUAGAAAUGGUGCAUUUAGUUUUGUAUAUUUGGCUUUAACUGGCUAAACGGUCACAAACCAGAUGGAAGAGUUAUUUUACCUUUUUAAUAGAUCUUAUUUUUUUAUUUGAAGUAUGUCACUACUGUAACAUUAAUUGGCUCUUGCUCAGUCCAGUAAGACUUACAUAGUUGUCUCUGAGGUUUAGGGUAUAGACAGGGUGGACCCAUCUUUUAUUUUCUCUUUCUUAUUUCUGGGAAUUCUUAAAUGCUAAAUGAAGAGUGGUUUUUAGUAUGGAAACUGGCAGAAUUUCAAGUGUUGUUACCACAGCCAUAUCCACACUUUAAGAGCUACUGUUUCAAUCUGUAACAUAUCCAGAAGUGUAUUUAAAAACGAAGACGGGAGGGCGCUUUUCUGAUGGAGUCGUCUGUGUUUAAGUUGGUAUCCGUGUUGGUCUUCAUGUAGCAUACGUUCAUUCUUCAAAUGUGCCUAACAAGCAUCUGUUCCCAAACGAGCAAAAUUAAAUGGUCUAAGUCAUACGUAAUGUUUUUUAAGUGUUACUGAAAUGUGCUGGAGAUGUCUGUUUCUGUAGUGUGAGCUGUGUUUGUCACCAGUAACGUCUUGGCUUGUUAUCUGAGGAUUUGUUUAGAGAGCUUCUAAAGUUGCUCCUGUAAGAUGUUGCCUUGCACACAUGAGGAGCCAGCUGCAAAGCUGAGAUCUGCUGCUGGGAUGUUACUCUGGUAUCUGCCUGGUGGAGCCUGGCUUAUGAGUAUCUCAUUCUUCAAGCUCUGAGAAAUGGAAUUGUGCAAGAUGUUCGGUUGGUUAUUGCUCAAGUUUAGCUAUUUUUGAUAUUUAUAUAAACGCCAGUUUUAACUUGUUUAAUUUUUCUUUUUUUAAAUUAAAUCUUUUUAAAAUUUUUUGCACAUCUCUUAGGGAAUUAAUACGUUUUCCUGCUAGCCUUGUGGGUUUUCAUUCCUUGUUUUGAAGGAGACAGUGUCCGUCAUGUUUACAUUAUCGAAGCUCGUGUGUGUGUCUUCAUUUCUAGGUACUGGUUUGCAGAGUCUUUACAUAGCUCAGUACAGCAGCUAUACUGUUCAAAAUAGGCUGUCUAAAUGUGCUAGAAAUAAACUCUUGGCUCAUCUGAGUAUACCUACGUUGUUAAUGUUUGACAUGGUUUAAUCAUUAAAACACUUUUGAUGA